Fraxinus pennsylvanica is the source of this 1599-nucleotide messenger RNA. The record is from the annotation of a GenBank genome assembly. NCBI's taxonomy places the organism in Eukaryota, Viridiplantae, Streptophyta, Magnoliopsida, Lamiales, Oleaceae.
AUGGAAGGUACGAGUCAACAGAGCCUCGAUCAAUUCGCUUCUAUUUCAUCUCCUGGUGACAGCGCUGUUGAGCUGCAUAUGUUGACUGAACAGACCUUGGAUUUGCUCCCCAAUGGUUAUGGCAAUGGCACUGGUAACCGGGAUGAACAUUCUAACUAUGUUAAUUCCAACAACUUGCAUGUCUUACCUAUGGCAAUGUACAAUGAUAAUGCAUCACUUUACUAUCCUCCUGGCUAUGGCUUUGAUUCCCAGAUUGCAUAUGGACAGUUUUCUCCCCUUCCUAAUCCUCUAUCUCCUAUGAUGGUCGACAACCAUCUGUUCUCGCCACACCAAAUGCCUAUGUCUCCGUCAUACUAUCCUCCACCAAUUUCCCCUGGCCUGCCACAUGUCACUUCGGCACUUCCAGUUGCACAGCCGGAAUUGGUUCCAUCAGCAAGUAGUGGGCAAGAAAAUCUGAAUGAAAAUGCAGCUUUUGGGCCAGGAUCAGGUUACUAUUUACCUUUUGGAUCUUUUGGUGGAGAUAUAUCUGGAAGUAGUGGGAUCGGUCUUUACAAUAUUUCUAGCGAGUUUGGAUCUGGUGAACCAUUUCCAAAUCAUCCUAGUGCCAUAGAAACUAGCAGGCUCAUGUCUCCAUUGACUUCUGGUACUGUAUAUCCUCACCCAGUUGGUAUACUUGGGGCAUACGAGCAAAAUGUUGCACAGGCUCCCAUUCAAGGUUUUGGAUUGAUGUCAAAUUCCUCAUCUAGACAUUAUCCGCAUGUUGGCUCUUAUCAAAGCACUGGUGGGUACACUUCCAACCGGAAUAGGUUUGCCACUGACAAAGGCAGAAGACAUGAAGGGGAUCAGGACUCUGCCGGUAUUUCAACUGAUUUGCUGGGUUUCUCAACAGAUCGUAACCGCGGACCAAGGGCUUCAAAGACAAGAGGAAAGAGUUCCUCAGAAUUGGGCUCAUCAUCUCGCAUUAAUAAUGACGUAAAUUCUACUUCUGGGUUUCACAUUGAUCAGUUCAAUUCCCCAGAUUUCAUCACUGAUUAUGAAAAGGCCAAGUUUUUUGUUAUCAAGUCUUUCAGUGAAGAUAAUAUUCACAAAAGUAUUAAAUACAGUAUUUGGGCUAGCACACCUCUUGGAAACAGGAAACUUGAUGCUGCCUAUCACGAAGCAAAAGAAAUGAAAGGCACUUGUCCGGUCUUCCUGUUUUUCUCAGUUAAUGCUAGUGGACAGUUUUGUGGAGUAGCCGAGAUGGUUGGACCAGUUGAUUUUGAGAAUGAUGCUGACUACUGGCAGCAGGAUAGGUGGAUUGGGCAGUUCCCUGUCAAAUGGCAUAUUAUAAAAGAUGUACCCAACACUCAAUUCCGCCACAUACUUAUUGAAAAUAAUGAUAACAAGCCUGUUACUCACAGUCGAGAUUCUCAAGAGGUGAAACUUGAACAAGGACUCGAAUUAUUGAAAAUAUUCAAGAAUCAUGAUGCUGAAACAUCCCUUCUUGAUGAUUUCAACUUCUAUGAUGAGCGAGAGAAAUCCUUGCUGGCGAGGAAGGCUAAGCAGCGAGCCAAUUUAACUGGAAAUACAGCAUCUCUUGCUGCGGAAUCAAUAUAUUAA